Molecule: messenger RNA, 2645 nt
Organism: Bombina bombina (fire-bellied toad)
Lineage: Eukaryota; Metazoa; Chordata; Amphibia; Anura; Bombinatoridae
Gene: APEH
Product: acylaminoacyl-peptide hydrolase
Exons: 22
Coding region: 125-2326 (733 amino acids)
Biological process (GO): proteolysis
Molecular function (GO): serine-type endopeptidase activity
Source: RefSeq, a predicted model, not a curated record
UCCCCUUUUUGUAUACAAGGAAAUGAUCCGACCAAUCGGAGAGUUCGGGUGAACCCACCUCUUUCAGAAGUAGGGGUGGUCCGCGUGUUUUUCACCUAGAUCCCCCCGAGGCUCGGUUAUCAUCAUGGCAGCCGCUCAGAUUCUCAACAAUACCAAAGAAAUUGCCUCCCUAUACCGGGAUCUUAGCCAGUUCCCGUCUUUGUCCAGUGUAUCUAUAGGGCCGAAUGUUACCACCCAAUAUGGGGGCAAAUACAGCAACAUUUAUACUGAAUGGUCACAAAGAGAUCUGGAUCGGAAUGAACAGGUGAAAUUCUGCCGUCACUACAUUGUCUUCCAUGACAACAAGACCGUUGUGUACUCCGGAGCCUGCGGGAAUGGCAGUGAGAUUAAGGGCGAGCUCCUCAGCAAAGAGUCUCCCUCUGGAAACCUUAAGGCCGUUUUGCGUGAGAGUAAGAAUAGCAAAGGGGAUGAUACCCAGUUUCUAGAGGUCUGGAACAAGAACCGCAAGGUGAAAAGUAUCAACCUGACAGCUCUGGAUAAGCACGGGAAAGUCUACGAGGAUGAUCAGUUUGGCUGUCUGUCUUGGUCUCACUCUGAGUCUCAUCUUUUGUACAUUGCUGAGAAAAAGUGUCCUAAGGCUGAGUCCUUCUUCCAGACAGGGGCUGAAGAGUUAAGUUCUGGAGCAUCCGAGGAGGGGGAUGACGGUGCCAAUAAACCUGUCAAGGGUGACCAAUUUGUGUUGCGUGAGGACUGGGGAGAAGGUUUGGUUAACAAGAGCGUCCCUGUUCUGUGUGUGCUGGACAUCGAAAGCAGCAACAUUUCUGUGCUGGAAGGGAUCCCCGAAAAUGUGUCUCCAGGGCAGGCCUUCUGGUCCCCUGAUGACACAGGUGUGGUGUUUGUGGGUUGGUAUCACAGCUUCUUCCGACUGGGCCUUAAGUAUUGCCCCAAUAGGCGAGCUGCUCUGUUCUUUGUGGACCUGACAGGAGGAAAAUGCGAGACUCUCUCAUCAGAUACAUCUGCGGUUUUCUCUCCUCGCCUGAGCCCAGACAAAUGCCGCAUUGUUUACCUGCAGUGUGAUGUGUUUGGGCCGCACCAGCAGUGCUGCCGGAUGUUAACGUAUGAUUGGUAUACCAAGGUUACGACCACUGUGGUUGAUACAGUGUCCAGAUGUACUGAUGGGCAGUUUUCUGGUAUUUACACCUCCUUGCUAGCAUCAUUCUGCUGGUCCGCUGACAGCCAACGAGUAAUCCUGGACACUGAGCAGCGCAGCGAGCACGCCUUGUUUGUCAUUGAUACAAAAUCAGGAGCUGUGACACCGCUUCAGUCCAAAGGGUCUUCUACUGGUAGCUGGAAGCUGAUGGCUAUUGAUCGUGACCUCCUUGUUGUCAGUUUUUCCUCUCCGAGCUGUCCCCCAACUGUGAAAGUGGGGUUCCUGCCACCAGCUGGGAGAGAACAGGACAUUACCUGGGUGUCCCUAGAGGAGGAGGAGCAGAAUCCUAUCCAGGGAAUAGACUGGAGUUUUAAGAUCCAUCAACCCCCUCCAGAACAAGAAAAUCCUCAGUACCCCGGCCUUGAAUUUGAGUCCAUUCUCCUGAAGCCACAGGAUGUCUCUGCAGAGAGUAAGCUCCCCCUUGUGGUUUAUCCCCAUGGUGGUCCUCACUCUUCCUUUGCAAGCGAGUGGAUGUUGUUCCCAGCUACCCUGUGUAAGAUGGGCUUUGCUGUGCUACUAGUGAAUUACAGGGGUUCCUUGGGCUUUGGAAGGGACAGUAUUCUCUCCCUACCAGGGAAGGUUGGGGAUCAAGAUGUGAAAGAUGUCCAAAUGGCUGUGCAACAAGUUCUGCAAGAAGAGCCCAUAGACCCUAGCAAGGUUAUGUUAUGUGGAGGAUCACACGGCGGCUUCCUGUCCCUUCACCUUAUUGGUCAGUACCCUGGAUUCUAUAAAGCCUGCAUCGCUCGCAAUCCGGUAACCAACAUAGCAGCAAUGGUUGGAUCCACAGACAUCCCAGAUUGGUGCCUGGUAGAGUCUGGUCUGCCGUACUCCUAUCAGAGCCUCCCAGACGCCGCUCAGUGGGGAGAGAUGUUGAAUAAAUCCCCCAUUAGAUAUGUAUCCCAGGUGAAGACACCAGUGCUGCUGAUGCUGGGGGAGGAUGAUCGGCGAGUACCAAACAAGCAGGGUCUGGAGUAUUACAGAGCACUUAGAGGACAUGGAGUAACUUCUCGGGUUCUUUGGUAUCCAGGAAACAACCAUUCCCUGUCUAAGGUAGAUGCAGAGUCGGACAGCUUCAUGAAUAUCGCCUUGUGGAUCCUGAAGCAUAUGAAUGACUGAAGAACUUCUCCCUUGUGGAUUCUGUCUCCAUAACCCGCACUGACCAAUGGACUUGUAUUCUGGGCCUGUACAUAUUUGUAGGAUGUGGUUAAUAGUCUGGACUUAUCAGUUGGUUAGAUAUCCAUUGAAUGUUAGAAAUCCUGCAAGAAAAGGGUCAAUGUCCCAGUUUGAAAAGAAAAUGCUGCUUUAUAAAGCAUACGAUUGCACACUACUUGGAUGUACACAUUUAAUCAAAAGGAUAUUGUAAUAAAAUAAGCAGCAUUUUAUAAAAGUUUAUUUUUAUUUGAAAUAAAAGUUAAAGGGACAGUUUUCCACUUUA